This is a messenger RNA of Meloidogyne enterolobii, 1359 nucleotides long. Lineage: Eukaryota; Metazoa; Nematoda; Chromadorea; Rhabditida; Meloidogynidae. The record is from the annotation of a GenBank genome assembly.
AUGCUUCAAUGCAUUAUUAAACUUACUUUAUUUUUAUUUAAUUUAUUUUAUUUUUUAUUCUGUUUUGUAUAUUUGGCCGUUCAUGCUAGUCCGCAUGAAAGAAGAUUGUAUGAGGAUCUCCUGCGCGACUAUAAUGUUUUGGAACGCCCAGUAGAAAAUCAUUCUCAUCCAGUAACAGUACAUUUAAAAGUGUCUCUGCAACAAUUAAUUGAUGUAGACGAAAAGAAUCAGAUUGUACAUGUUAAUGCUUGGUUAGACUAUCUUUGGAAUGAUUAUAAACUGCGAUGGGAUCCUAAUGAAUACGGAAACAUCAGGUUUCCUUUUGACGAACAAAGAUGUUUCUUUAAAUUUGGUUCAUGGACUUAUUCAGGAUUCUAUUUGGAUUUACAACCUGCAAAGGGUGGAUUCGAUACAAGUGAAUAUUUAUCCAAUGGUGAAUGGGCCUUACCUAUGACAACAGUGGCACGAAGCGAGAAAUUUUAUGAUUGUUGUCCAAAGGAGCCUUAUCCCGAUUUAACAUUUUAUUUACAUAUGAGACGUCGUACUCUUUAUUAUGGAUUUAAUUUAAUUAUGCCGUGUCUUCUAACAACGAUGAUGUCUCUUCUUGGUUUUACUCUUCCACCAGAAGCUGGAGAAAAAAUUACUCUACAAAUCACUGUCCUCCUAUCCAUCUGCUUUUUCCUCUCAAUUCUAUCAGAGAUGUCCCCUCCUACAUCUGAAGCAGUUCCUCUGCUUGGCCUUUUCUUUUCUUCAUGCAUGUUAAUAGUUACUGCAUCUACUGUGUUUACUGUCUAUGUCCUAAAUUUGCAUUAUCGAACACCAGAAACACAUGAAAUGGGCAAAACAGCUCGCACUCUUCUUCUCUAUUGGCUGCCGUGGAUGUUGCGCAUGGAAAGGCCUGGGAUAAUUCUUAGCUGGGAAACACUCCCUUCAUUGUUGCCCUGCUCUAGGCCAAAAAAUCAAAGUCAGUCACUAAUUCGGAAUGUUAAGGAUAACGAAACUGGCUCAAGAGCUUCAUUGGAAAUUGAUCAUCGAGUCCAUCAAUUGCUUUAUGGAAAUGGUGAUUGUGGUCGAAGAAAAAAUCUGUUGUUACAAAGAGGAGCUACUAUAGACAAUGAAAGCAGCAAAGUGGAUUCAAAUAGAGAACAUCAAGCCCUACUUUUGACAUUACAAAGAAUUGCUAGAGAAUUGAGGUUAAUCACUCGAAGAAUGACAGAGGCAGAUCGAGAAGGCGAACAAUCGAGCAACUGGAAAUUUGCGGCAAUGGUGGUUGAUCGUCUCUGCCUAUAUAUUUUUUCGUUUUUGAUGAUUGGAACAGUGGUUGGAGUUUGUGUUUCAGCACCAUAUAUUAUUGCAUAA